CUGACUUCCUGUCUCAGUAAGCUACGACACACGUAGUCGGUUUACGGCAGUGGCUAGAGAGCAGUGGAAAGGAAGUGAACGAAUUCUUUAUUAGCGAAUUGUGUGUUGCUUGUUCAGAUGUUUCUCCAUAUGCUUAACUUUUUCAUAACCAGAUUUUACUCAACGUUUUAACGGGACACACGUGGUCACAUUUCCUGUAGCAAAACUCCGGAAUAACGGCAGUUUCUGACUGUAAGAGAGAAGCAGUAACCGGGUUCGACCCCGAGCGCAAUGCUGCUCACCGUGUUUUGUGCACCGAGAGACCGCUCGGAAACCACUUUCGCCCUGGAAGUGUCCCCGGAGCUUGAACUCAGGGACUUUUUGGCUCUUUGUGAACUAGAAUCAGGAAUACCAGCCGGGGAGAUUCAGAUCUCAUACGCAGAGCAGCCAUUACAAGAUCCAACCCGAGCCCUAGGGAACUAUGGGCUGAAGGAUGGAGAUGUGGUAGUGUUAAGACAAGCAGAGAGGUUAUUAGGGCAGCAACCCACAGUUCCAGGUCUGCCUCGCAUCGAUUUCAGUUCCAUUGCUGUUCCUGGGACGUCCUCAGGCCAAAACAGACAGCACCAAGCUCAGCGCCCCAGUGUCGCCCAAUCACGGCCGCCCCAAGCCACCACUCCAGGCUCUGGCUCAGGAGCAGGAUCAGGCUCAGCCCUUUCUCCUCAGGGACUGGACAACCCCGCCUUGCUACGUGACAUGUUGCUGGCAAAUCCACAUGAGCUUUCGUUGCUGAAAGAGCGAAACCCUCCACUUGCUGAGGCUCUGCUGAGUGGAGACCUUGAGCGCUUCACCAAGGUGCUAUUGGAGCAGCAGCAGGACAGAGCGCGAAGAGAGCAGGAGAGAAUCAAACUGCUGACUGCAGAUCCCUUUGACUUGGAAGCUCAGGCCAAGAUUGAGGAAGAAAUCAGACAGCACAACAUUGAAGAGAAUAUGACCAUUGCUAUGGAAGAAGCACCUGAGAGUUUUGGCCAGGUGGUCAUGCUAUACAUCAACUGCAAAGUCAAUGGACACCCAGUAAAGGCUUUUGUUGACUCAGGAGCUCAGAUGACAAUUAUGAGCCAAGCAUGUGCAGAGCGAUGUAAUAUCAUGCGUCUAGUGGACAGACGCUGGGCAGGCAUUGCCAAAGGAGUUGGCACCCAGAAAAUUAUUGGCCGAGUUCAUUUGGCCCAGGUGCAGAUUGAAGGAGAUUUCCUGCCUUGCUCUUUCUCCAUUUUGGAAGAUCAGCCCAUGGAUAUGCUGCUAGGCCUUGACAUGCUGAAGAGACACCAGUGCUCCAUAGACCUAAAGAAAAAUGUUCUUCUGAUUGGGACGACGGGUACAGAGACACGUUUCCUACCUGAGGCAGAGCUGCCUGAGUGUGCCCGGCUGGCAUAUGGACCAGAGGGACGAGAGGAUGCCCGGCCUGAGGAGAUUGCAGAUCGAGAACUGGCAGAGGCAAUACAAAGAUCUGUACAGGACAGCGAUAUUGAAGAUGGAAAAACUACCUCACCACAAUCCCUGCCAUUUAAACCUCUCAACCAACCCUCAACAUCUUCAGCCUCAAGUCAUCCCCACAGUCUCACCUUAGAUCGUUCCAAGUCUGCCCCAGCCUCUAUAAACCAAGGAGCGUCCCCAAUUGAAAUUUCCACAUCGAUUGAAUCGUCUCCACUUCAGCCACUGAAAGUUGGUGAACCCUCUCCAGAUCCUUCUGAUGACACCUUCAGAUCUCAGUCCCAAGGACUGGCCGAUUCAACAUCUUGCUUACAGACAGAUGCAGACUCUCCCAUCCCGAGCACUCUUCCCUCUCAGGAACCAUUCUCUAGUACUGUGCCCGAGGACAUUGAAGUGACUGGUGACAUCGUUUCAGGAGAUUCCGACAGUCCGAUAGACACUGUUUUGGGGAAGAAUAUCACUUCCUCUGGGACUGUAGCAGCAGAAUCUCCCUUUAUUCUUUUCAACCCAUGCUCUCAGACUCAAACACUGGAUCAGGAAGUGGACAUGGAUGUUUCUUCCAAUGCAAAACCAGAAACUGGCCAUGACUUUCCUGAUCAGUUCCAGAGAGACCAAGGUAGUGUAAUGGAAGAUGUUUCAGGGGCUCAACCACAAUGCAUGCCUGUUCCAGAUAUGAACCUUGAACCCUGUCCUGCUGAGCCAGCCACUUCUUCUGUGCAUUCAGACUCUGAAAAGAGUGUAAUACCCUGUGAAAGAGACCAGACAGAGGUAGAUAACAUCCCCUCCUUGGCUCAAGCCCUUAAGGAGCUCCAUAAACUUCUGAUGUCCAGCAGUUGGCCAACAGUUUCUGGAUCGAUUCCUCAGUCUGACCCUAAUGCUACAACAUCAAGACAAGAUGUUGAUGAGGUGGGCCAGGAUCAUGCUGCAAGAAACCAAGUCACUUUAAACCCAACUAUUGACACGUCCUCUAAUACUGCCACAACAAAUGACAAGGAGGGAAGUGUUGCCAAAGCUGAAUUUACUUCCCAAUCAGUGAGGGAUACUCCAGACGUACCAAACAAUCCAAGGCACACAGAGAACCAACCUUCUACUCUGGUAGAUCCCAUAGUGGAACAAACGAUACAGCACCCUUAUGCAGCUGAAGGAAAUUGUGCCCUUGCUAUUGAGGAAAGUUCUGGGCCGGUGACUUCUUCCCAAGGAGAUCUUGAGCUCCCUGAGGGUCAGCAAAAGCAGGACAUUGGGGAUGAAAUCAUCUCAGGCAUUGACAUCUCAGCUGACCUGUCUCAGCAGCACCCCCUUUCUGUUGCAGCUGGCUUAUCAACCAAUUCCAGCCUAGGGCCAUCUCCUCAAACUCAAACCACUGCGACGGAUCCUCUUUUCCUCGAAGAAUCCAACCAACUUGCACCACAGCCCUCAAUGGGACAUUUUCCACUAGAGCACAUUCAGAGGAUCCAGGCGUCAGGGUUCUCUGCUCUUGAGGCUGCUGAGGCACUGGAACAGGCUCAAGGCAGCGUGGAGCUUGCCUUAUUGGUGCUGCUUGCAAGAAACAUCACUGUGCCCUCUUAGACUCCAAAUCAACCUGUAGGGGUGGCAUCAGUUAACAUGAGCCUUUUUCAUCCUGUGGUUUUCCUUUAGCAGUCCUCGUUGUUUUGUACUUUGGUCUUAUUCCGGCUCUCUACUUUGCCAACAUACAUGUUUUAAAAUAGAUUCACGAGAAGCUGGCCAUAUUUCCCUUUCAACAGAACAAUAAUGUCUGUGCGGUCUUUUUUUAAAGUUUUGCAUGUUGCCUCAAUAGGUCGUAAUGGAUUGUUGAUUUUAUUGGUUUGGUUUGAAUAAAUUUGAUAAACUGUCAGACAAUUUACAGGAUCAUGAAUAGUUUACUUCAGGUGAUGGGACUUGGUAAUGAAACAAAUGUGGCAGAAAUAGACUCCAACAACUGCAUGGUUUUAGAUCUCAAAAUUGAUUUAUGUGCCUGAUGUUUACUGACCUUACACAGAAUCCUCUGAAGCAUCUUACUAAAUUCAUUUUGUUUAAAUGUGACCAGAACAGAUAGUAAACCGGUAAAGUAGCAUAGUCAGAGUCCUUUUCCCAAUUUCAGUUGGCAAUAAUGUUCAAGCAGAGGUUGUUUUCCUCUUUAAUUACUAUUUUAUUUGAUAGUUGCCAAUCCUGUAUAACUUGACAUGUUUUCAAUAGGUUGCCUUUGGAAAUUAUAAAGUAGACUUAAAUACCAUAACCUUUGUUCAUAGUCCAUCCUUGAACAAUAUUGUCAGUCUAUUAUCAGGAGUAUUUCUUUUUAUCACGUUCAUGAUGUUGUGGUAUUGUUUUAUAUUGUGUUUUCCAUUUAAAAUGGAGUUCAAAGGAAAAAGUUGUUGCUGACAAAGUAGUCUACAGGAAGAGUCCCGAUAUGCCCUCAGCAGGGCAGCUACCACUACAUUUUGUUGGGAUGUCUGUUUUAUUCUCUUAUUUGUUGUCCCUUGUCUAAACACUUGAUUUUGGUGUAAAGUCCUAAUGUGCCCUUUCCAGCUGUCUGUGAUCUUUUGUCAUGUCUACCUUUUGUCAUUUUGUAAUCUCUGGGUCAUAUAUCAGUUGUGUUCAUUCUAUUUGAGAAACUCAGUUUCAUCUUGUAUACAGUUUAAAAACCAAAUAAAAGGAAAAAGUGAUUCUUAUA
Megalobrama amblycephala (Wuchang bream) is the source of this 4135-nucleotide messenger RNA. RefSeq names its product DNA-damage inducible protein 2 (gene ddi2). The transcript has 9 exons. Gene Ontology annotation, molecular function: protein binding; aspartic-type endopeptidase activity. The record is from RefSeq and is a predicted model, not a curated record. Lineage: Eukaryota; Metazoa; Chordata; Actinopteri; Cypriniformes; Xenocyprididae. Gene Ontology annotation, biological process: proteolysis. Bases 271 to 3033 code for a protein of 920 amino acids.